Molecule: messenger RNA, 969 nt
Organism: Caenorhabditis briggsae
Lineage: Eukaryota; Metazoa; Nematoda; Chromadorea; Rhabditida; Rhabditidae
Exons: 5
Coding region: 1-969 (322 amino acids)
Molecular function (GO): protein binding
Source: RefSeq, a predicted model, not a curated record
AUGAACAAAGAAGGUCGUCACUUCAUUUUGGAGCACUGCUUCCCAGUUGCCAAUAUGGACGUUGGAGAAACCAAAAAAUCGCCGGUCAAAAAGUUUUUUGGAGUACCAUGGAGCCUGUACAUCAAACGAGAAGACGAAGAUCACACAUUCAUUUCGGUGCGUGUUGAAUUUAAAAAACGCACCGAUUGGACGAUUGACUACGAGUGUUCGGUUGAUGUCAGCCCGAAUGACACUCAUAAAACACUUAAAAAUAAGCAAUUUCGAUUCAAAGCCAGCCAUAAAUCCAGAGUUGCCGGAUUCAAGUUAUCUGGAAUGCGAUGGAGUUCUUUUUUGGGUCCAAACGGCUAUGUCACCUCAGCUGGUUUACCUGUAAAAUUUGAUAUCACAAUCAGAAGAAUGAGAAGAAUGAAGGCGAUUCUAAAGGUGUUUGAUGAGACCAACAUUCAAUUUUCAAAUGCUACGGUGGAAGUGGAGGAGACCAGGUUUUAUGUGGACAAGUUUAUCCUUAAAACCCACUCUCCAUUCUUCUUCAAACAAUUUCCCGUACAAGCAGAAGAAGGCAGUAUUCCUUCAUUAAAAUUGCACGACGUCACUUCUGACGUAUUCCAAGACUUUCUGGAGCUCAUCUACAACGAAUCUGGUGUUAUUCAGGAACACAAUGUGGAAGCUCUUCUUGUUUUAGCCGCGAGCCUAGAAGCAUCAGUUGUCUUCAAACCCUGUGAGGAUUUUCUUAUCACUUCGGAGAUGGAUUUGCCUGAAAAAUUCAGAUUGGCAAAUCGAUUCAACUUGCUGGAGCUAGGGUACUUGGUCAUAGAACGUGUCGACAGCUUGCCAUUGCUCAAGGAUCUUCUCGAGGAUGACAUUAGCAAAAUGAAUCAAGAAUUGCGUAUUAGUUUGAUUAAGAGAUUCAUGGAAGAGCCACCACUUCUUCAUAACAAAGUAGCAUCAGCGGUUGUAGUUGUGGAGUAA